Messenger RNA from Xenia sp. Carnegie-2017, 2023 nucleotides. RefSeq names its product glomulin-like. Bases 55 to 1875 code for a protein of 606 amino acids. Gene Ontology annotation, cellular component: cytoplasm. Gene Ontology annotation, molecular function: ubiquitin-protein transferase inhibitor activity. Lineage: Eukaryota; Metazoa; Cnidaria; Anthozoa; Malacalcyonacea; Xeniidae. The transcript has a single exon. The record is from RefSeq and is a predicted model, not a curated record.
UCCAAGAUGGCGGUCAAAAGACGACGGUGAUCAGUGAUCAACUUUAUUGUGAAAAUGAAUCAUGUUGAGCGAAACAGCCCAAACAACGACGCAAAAACUAAACUGGAAGAAGCAUUUCAGCACUACGAUAAAGGAAACGACAGCAAUUUCUUUUUGAUUGCCGCUCGCGAGAGCCUCGAAGUAGGACAACUCGACGUCUUGUUAACUUUCUUGAACACUCCUAGAAAUUGGGGUUUGUUGUGUUUUGCAGCUUGGGAUUUAGUGAAAAUAAUCUUUCAGGUCAUUCCCGAUGACUGUAGGAACUCCUUUGACUACGGAAAGCACGAGCAUUUGCUAUAUCUUGUCUGUAAAUCGGGUAAUGCACGAGAAAUAUGCUUAAGUUUAAAUGAACUUUUUACUGAUAAACCAUCUUUUCCAAAGUUUGAGCUGCUAUUGAAUCUGAUCAGGGAGCCUUUCGGCCGACUGAGAGGGAAAAUCAGCAUGAUACUGACCAACUUCCUCUCGUCCAUUCAACAAAAUCUGCAAAGUACGGAUAGGCCUAGCGACUUCAUAGACAUUCUCGUAGCAAUUUUGAAAUUCGUCCGAGUCGUGUUGACGAAAACUCGCGACAAGCUUUUGACUGCGGCAAAAUCUCGAGAUGACAAAAACGUGGAAAAUGCUCUGUUACGAUUUCUCGUAUACCUUUUGGAAUGCCCGAUUUCUUUACUCGAGUUGAAUAUCGAUCGGGAGGAAUCGCGAGGCGUCGUUUCGACGAAGAGUCACGAAAUAUCAACCGAAAUCGUCGACUCUCUAAGUUUGCUUGAAAAUGGAAGUUUGCAACGUCUUUUGGAGUUCGGAUUUCGAAAAGAAAAAAAGUUGAAAGAGAGGUGGACGGAUGAAGACGAUGAAGACGGCGUGGGGAAUGAUGACUUAUCGAUAGUCGGGCUGGGUUGUCUUGCAUUCUUGAUAUAUAUUCUUGGCAUAGGUUGCUUCUGUUUACCUCAAGUGACAACGGCAAAGUACGCGUUGGAUACAAACAUUGUGUACAUGAACGCGCUGACUUCGAGCAGGCGAACCGCAGUGCUCUCGAAAGGUCUUUGUUUGCUAGAAUCGGUUUUGAACUCGGUCGAGGAGAACACCAUCGGCUAUGCCUACAUAGAUGAUAAGAAUUUCCUGGGCACGGUCGUCAAUUUGAGAAAUAUUAUGCUGCAUAACGAUGAGCAAGUUAUAAGGCGAGAGGCUCUGAAAGGAUUUCGAAAAAUCGUUGAUGCCUUAACAAUUAGGGGAAAGUACAGGCUGCUUAGGACAUUAUAUCACGGAGAGAUCCAAUCCGGAUUCGCUGAACUGCUAACCCUAAUCCUCAAAGAGGAAAUCGACAAAUCUUUACGAGUGGACGGCGUAUCGUGGUUUCUUGGCAGAAGUUUGAGUACUUUCCUUCUUGAUGAUAUCUUUAAGAUUUCGCCAAAAUCAAUGGAAUCCGAGUUCGGUAUAGUACAAGAGAGCAAUAGAGUAUUAUCCGCGUUGAAUCUACUUCGAUUCUUGCUGAUAAGAGACGCCGAAAACCGAACAGAGAUUCGCACUCACUUUACGAGGAUCGAAGCGACGUAUUUGAAACAGUUAAGAGAUGUCGUUCAAUUCAGCAAGAAAGGUAUAAACGCUUUGAUUCGAGAAAACGAGGAAGGUCGUGGGAAGGGUUUGGUUCCAGAAAACAACUCGCACGUGACCGCUUUCGAUGUCACUACGGCGGAUGGAAGUCACCUGGGCGCAGGUACACCUGCCGAGCAUUUGGAGUCGAUGAAAUCUGCUUAUCUGACUUUGGACAUUGUCGAGUCUAUCUUGGCAAGAAUUGGAAAGAUAUCUUGCGAACAAGCAAUCGUUAAGACAAGCAAUCGCUAAGAUUGCGUCAAUGAUCUGGCGCGACGGCGCACCUGGGAAUGUGACUAGAAAGUAUUUAUUUUGAGAAAUCGGUCAUUUUAUUGUGCUGCGAUUAAAUAUUAAGAUUUCGAUAAGAGUUUUUUUUUAAAUAAAUCAUACCACGACGUUA